GCGCUUUCGAUUUUGCUGUUAACGCGCGUAGUUAGGAUGGUUGGUUUGUGAUGAUCAGAUAAGGUUAGACACGAAUACUAGAGUCAUCUACGAUGCCUCAUCAGGAUGGAGUAAAAUCUAAUAUCUACCGCGGUCAGCUCCCGACCUCUGCAACUUGUCCUGGGUCUCUAUAUACCUGUGAUUUUCAUGAUGAUAUACAGAAUGUUGUGCAAAAGCGCACAGCGCUUAUGCCAGGUCAAAUGGAUUUAAUAUCAAACCAGACAUCAAACUAUCAUCCACUCCCUAUAAUUAAUCACCCUAACCUCACCGUUUGUCAGAAAUCGUUUUGUGGGACGGUAAGUUGAUUUGUUUUCGGGAAUAUGACUUUGUUUUAUAAGUAAUAGUGCUGUUAACUCUCAUAUUAUGUUGCUUGUUAGUAACUUUCAAAUAUGCUUAGGGUUCGUUUAAACUACUUAUUACAUGUUAUCUCAUCUGAAUGACACUCAAUUGAGUUCGGACUUCGUAAUCAGGAAUAGAUCUCUGUGCUUCUAGUACUUGAAGCCUUGCAGUUACUGUUUGCUUACUUUCUAACUGUGUUGCAUGUCUGGCUGACCUAUCAGAAGUGGUAAAUAUAAUGUUUAUAUGGAAGCACUUGGAGGUAAGUAUAUAUGUGACGAUAGACAUCACAAUAAUAAUUAGUUUAUCAGGAUUAAGAUUUGCCAAGUUUAAAUUAUCCUCACAUUUUAUUUUUAUUUUCACUGGGUUUCUGAGGUCUUGAGAGUGACGUGAGGCAUUUUGCGUAGGGAAGAUAAGCGUUUACCAGUUUUUUUUCUAGGUGGAUCAGUGGUCGUAAUCUCUUUAUAUAUUAGGCGUCAAAUAUAACCAAUAAAACAUUUUAGUAAUAUAACCUUUCGUCUGUAGUUAAAAUCCUAUUCACAGAUUAGUUCAGAAUCCAGUAUAGUUUGUUCAUCUUUGGUUACUUGAGAUCAUACAUCUUGUAUGUUUAAAUACUAACCGAUUCGUGUGUUCAUAUAUAAUUGACAUUUGAAUAGCGAAAUCCUGACUUUCCAUUUCAAGAUAACAAGGUCUUCGAAGUUUUUGGACAGAGCGACCCGGAACCUACACUUUUAUUAAAAGACUAGCACUUGAAUAUUUCUUUUCACGUUUGUUCUUUCAUGUUUCAUAGUAGCCAUAAAAACUGAUAAUCGUCAGACAGACAGACUUAUAAAUCUGUGUAUUGCCUAAGUGGAAUUACAAAGUCAAUUUUGUUCCCUUGGAAAUGCAAAUUGCUAUGCUUAUCAAUAUAUUGAUACUGUUAUUGAUUAGAGUUCACUAAAUGUGAGGUAAAGUUAACAGUAGCCUGUAUGCUUCCCUAAAACUGUUGUGUUUAGGUGAAUUUCAUCACAACUAAAUUUAUCAAUAGGCCAUCGCUAGUGUUGGUUCUAAUUUUUAAAUCCUUCGUUGACUUGAAGCAUUUAACUCCAAAUUGCCGUUAGUUUGUUUCAUUUCAUUCACUAAAUCCUCAUAGUUCGGCUAGUAGCUACAUUUUAUCUGCUAAAGAAAUGAUAUUUAUCAGUUAAUUAUUUAGUAUUUGAAGUCUAGCUACUUUGAAAAUACGUACAUUUGUGUUAUUCGUAAUUUCUUAUUGCUAAUUAGUUCAUUUAUUUGUCAUGAUCUUUCUCAAGCAAAUGUUUCAUUUAAUUCAACCAUUAAGUUUGUUAAUUGAAAAGUCACAAAGAUUUUUUGUAGUUGUAAGUCUUAUUUUAACGACAGAUAUAUUCUGUUUAGUCCAUUUUGUCAAAUAGCCAGUAUGUGGAAAUAGUUGUUUUGUUGAGUUGUGAAACCGAAAUAAUCAAGAUGGUUUGACUGCCCUGACGACUGUUUGGUCUUGAACUUUACAGUACCUCUGGACUUUUGAAACUAAUUAUCCAUUUUGAAAACACCCGGAACAGCCUUCCCAAUACCGGAUUAGGCAGUAGUAUCACACAGAAAUAACUUUUGUGCUCACCACGACUUAUGAGUAAAAUCGAAGUGAAUUAGAAAUUAUAGAGUACUGUUAUCCAAACAAAGCCAUCGUACAAAUGAGAUUUUCAGAUAAAUUAAGUAAAUAUACAACAGUCAUGAGGAUUUUUUCUUUGUAUGGAAAAUUUGCUAUCAAUGGUGUACAAUACUCAUCAUUUUAAAAGCAGCUUAGUCAUAAAACCCGUUUUCUAUACUCUCCGCGACACGUUUCAGUUCAUUAUGUACUCAUAUCUUCAUUCUGGAUAUUAAUGGGGUAAGGGGUUAUAUAGCUGAAUAAUUGUAUUUAGUGGUGUUCUUAUUAAAAUAAAGAUAGUAACAAAUUUAACACCUAAUAAGUUUCCAACAGUCUUUCAAUUACAACCACUCAUUAUCUUACUGAACGUCUGAAGUAAAACCAUUCAGCUAAAAUUCCUCACACUAUUUCAAACAAUAAAAAACACUUAUCAGCAAGAAAAAUCCUAUCAGUUUUAGUUCGUGAAUGCGGUUUUGUUCCACUCCACAGUUCAGUUUUGCACUCCCUCAGUUAUCAACUGAUUCCUGCCGAAAAAUUGGGCCUUAAGUAGCAUAGACAUCCCGUUGAUCAUAUCACUCAUUGGAAAGUUUACAGGAAUUUAAAUUUUGUUAGCUUUUUUUCUGAGGUAAAGAAAUCACUAAACUGGAGCUUAAAGUCAUGCUUGUAGUUAUUUUCUACACUGUCUUCUGUCACUAAGUUUCCGAUGUUUUUUUAUUUUUGUUGAUGUCCUUGAUGCCUGGUGAAAGGUGUGUUCAUUUAUAGACUCAAUUUGUCACUGAAGCUAGUUUUUCCAAGACUAUCAAUAUUUUUAAUGUUGCGUCGGCCUUCAUGUAUAGUUUGCCUAACAUCUGGAUGCAGCUCACUGUUUUGUGGAAUAUUUUGAUAGUUAAAACUGGAAAAGAUUUCAAAUCCAACUUACUGGUUUUUAGCAUUUUGUUUGGCUCUGUUGGUGAAUUUUCCAGUUCUUCUAAAUGAUUUAUAUGAAAACUUCCCAAACUCGAUAUGCUAUAUAGCUUUUUCGUCUGAAAAAGCAUUUUUGAAUCUAGUGUUUAUGUUCUCAUAAGAUACAGAAUUUUAUUCAUCACUCAUUGGAAUUUACAAUAAGAUUAAUUGAUACUUUGGUGACCGCAUGAUUUAUGAUUUCCUGAUUGACACUGUAACAGAACCACACAGGAUCUUUUUUCAUCCAAUAACUGUAAAAGUCUCGUUCCUUUGAAUUCAAAGUUCUUAUUUCUUGACAUUUUCCCAGUGACCACAAUAUAUGUAUCUAAGGUUGUAUUGCCGUUUGGGAACUGAUACAAAAUCACUUCGGUUAUUUAUUUACUUUGAAGUGGCUUUCAUUAAGUUUUGAAACAUCAAAAAUACAAUUUUUCUACUCAUUGGGAUAUAACAAAAGGUAUAUUUAUUACUUACUUUCAUAAAAAAUGUGUUUGCUUUCGCCAGUGGCCUCAUCGUUCUACAAAAUAAUGUAAAUUUUUAUGUUAUACUUCCUUAGUUUUUUGACUGUUCGUCAAAUGCAUCUUCACCAGGUUGUGCUGCUUCAUCACCGGUUUGUCAUUCAGGUGUAUAUGGAAUUAUUGAGCCUCCACAAAGUAGUUCUAUCCCAACGGCACAGACACUUGCUUUGUCUGCACACCAUGUCUCUUACAACCCAGAUACUGUCGUUCCUCAAGGUUUCGCCACUGAAAACAGGAUGCACGGAAAUCCAACGGCACACAGGCUUACCCAUAGCCACAGUGCUCAAGAUGCUGGAGGCUUCAUGUUUCAGUCACUGUUUCCUUCCCCAGGUCAAGUGUUACAUCGGUAUGGUUCACACCUAACUCCAAAUCAUAUUCAAAUGCACCAAAUUUCUCCGCCAGGUAAUAUAUAUGGUCCGUUGGUUUCAGUUCCCGUACCUUACUUUUCCCUUGGAUCAACUAGUUCAAACUCUUUGUCACAUAACCCUCUAGUUUAUUCAGGGCGAUCCGCGUCGAACUCAGCAUGUGCAAGCACAAAUAAUAAUCCUUCCGGUGCAAGUCCAUUAGUCAGUCGAAGACCUCGUCUCCCUAAUAGUAAUUCAUGUGCAUUUAGUGAAUUGUGGCAACCGGGUCCUGUACCUAAUAUAUCCACACAAAGUUCAGCAUUACCACUAACUUCAAACAUCGGAAUAACACAAAAUCCACCAAACUGUAGUUUACGAGAGCGUGCUCCAUGUAACCAUGACACAUCUGCAUAUAAUGAGUCACAGUUUUACAUCACAGAAGAUAAGUGCUUUCUGCAGCCAGGUAGAAUUUGCCACCAUCAAGUAACCUCGAUCACUCAAAGCCCUAAAACAAAAAACAUCGAUGAGUCUUUAUUGUCUUCAGACUCAAAUGCUAGUCCCACUGGAGGAUGUAAAUUAGAACCGGGUAACAAAAAAGGUGCCCCGCUUCCACCACCAAUUCCUCCUCGGUCGAAUUGGCGAAAUCAAUUUGUUUCAACAACAAAUACUCGUGUUAAUGCUGCAGAUCACAUAAUCUCAGCAACUGCUGUCCAUCCUGUAACACCAUCACACGCCUACAAAAAAGAAUUUGCAAGCAGACCCCAAUCACUAAACACAACUGUAAAUCGACAGAAUUAUCGGACAACGAGUAAUUCAAACAAAAAUGCAACAAGUCCCGUAGCUACGAUUAGCUCUUCUCUUGUAUUGAGUAUCGCCGAGGAAUCAAAUAAAGUCAGUACUACAGAUUCUCGUGUUCAAACUUCAGAUGAUAACAUGCAAUCGGUAUUAUAUACAGCAAACGACAUAAACUCACCGUCAGAUACUCCUCCAAAACUACCUCCUCGUAUGGUGACAUCGAACAAUGGCAAUAUCCUGAUACCCAAAAAAUCUCAAGCCCCUGAAAAAGUUGAAAAAGUUAGCACAUCACAUCUGAAUACCCCUACAGAACAACAACAAGAUGAAAUGGGAAUGGACGAUUUUUGUAGUCGGUCUGCUAGUCCUUUUGUAAAUCAACCAAUUAAAACUUAUUUCUUAAAUUCGACGGAACCUGUUAUUCCUGUUAAACUUGAUGAUGAUGAUGAUACUAUGGAAAAACCGACAUAUCCUUCAACGAAACUAUCAACACAAGUCCAAGAACCUGAAAUAGCAAAAGAAUCUAUGGAUUCAUCCCAUGAACAGCAUACAUUUCGAAUAGUAAAACCAGUUAAUCCAGCUGUUUAUCGGCGUUUUAUGGAACAAAGAAUGGCAGAUAUUGGUAGAAUACACCGAGAACGUAAGGAAAGACGUGAUCGUCUUGAAUCCGAAAUGUCUAAAGUUGGUUUAGAUGAAAAUGCUCGUGUUCAAAUGCGCUGUUUGCUUCGCAAGAAAGAGUCUAAUCACAUGAGAAUGCAACGUGCUAAAAUGGACCAAUCAAUGUUUUACAGGAUAAAACACUUAGGUGUUGGAGCAUUUGGCAAGGUAUGGCUUGUACGCAAAAAGGAUAAUAAUCAACUAUAUGCCAUGAAGUUAUUAAAUAAAAGAGAUGUUGUAGAACGUCGACAGUUAGCUCAUGUACAAGCUGAAAGAGAUAUUCUAGCUGAGGCAGAUAAUGAGUGGGUUGUGAAAUUGUUUUUUUCAUUCCAAGACUCACGAGCACUUUAUUUAGUUAUGGAGUAUAUUCCUGGUGGUGAUAUGAUGUCAUUAUUAAUUAAGAAAGGUAUUUUCGAAGAACCGUUAGCACGGUUUUAUAUCGCUGAAUUGACAUUAGCAUUGCAGAGUGUUCACGCUAUGGGAUUCGUGCAUCGAGAUAUCAAACCGGACAACAUUCUCAUUAAUCGUGAAGGACAUAUUAAAUUAACAGAUUUCGGUUUGUGUACUGGUUUUCGCUGGACACAUAGUUCCAAAUAUUGGGAUUUAGACUUCAAUAUACCUUGUACCUCACCCAGCCGUAAUAGGAUAAAUCGAGCUAAAACAGCUGAACCACCUGAGUCAACCGAAUUAACUGAAGAUCAGAUCACGAAAAGCUGUAAAGAAUGUGAUGAAGACGAUGUUACAACUAUAGAAAAGGAAGAGGUUGGGGUACUGGAACAAGUGCACAAUUUCCGUCAAACCAAUGGUAAACAAUUCACAGCGUUAAGGGGAGUACACCAUGACAAAACACUUGAAAGGCGUAGGAAUAGUUUUGCUAAUCGUCGAUGUGCACAAUCUUUAGUUGGAACGCCGAAUUACAUCGCACCAGAAAUUUUGCGCAGACAAGAUUAUGGCCAAGCCUGCGACUGGUGGUCUGUUGGGGUGAUUUUAUACGAAAUGCUUGUUGGACAGCCUCCUUUCCUAGCGCAGACAGCGGCAGAUACUCAAAUUCGUGUUGUCCAGUGGUAUAAUUACCUUAAGUUGCCCGGUGAGCCACGUUUAAAAAAAGAUGCAAGCAAUCUUAUACGUCAACUCCUCCGAGAUCCAUCUGACAGACUAUCUGAUCCAGUAAAAAUAAAAUCCCAUCCUUUCUUUGAAUCAGUUGCAUGGGAUAAACUUGUUCAGCAAACGCCCCCAUACGUUCCAACAAUUCGUGAUGAGUUGGAUACAUCCAACUUUGACCCAGUUGACGAUGAACGUACACUUUAUAGUAGUGGGAACAAUCAUAGUUUGGAUUAUUCAUCGACUAACAAUACUCAAUUACCAUUUCCAAACUUUACAUUCAAACGAUUUUUCGAUCGUGAUCCAACCACUAUCCAAACUCCGUAAUCUUACUCUUUUCUGAUUCAAAUCCCUGGCUUCUUUUGAUAAUCCAUUUGUAUCAUUACCAAUGAUCCAUUUUUGGUAUAAUUGCAAUGAAAUCAUAAGAGGUAUAUACAAAAUAAGUCAUACGUUUUGAAAUAUUUUUUGUCUUAACCCACACUUUUAAGCAAAACUCUGUGCUGUACAGAAAAUUUUAUACUUUUCCUGUUGAUUCUGCUUUUGAAGAUAUGCUUUAUUUAAAAGUUUUCAUAUCUGAGUAUAUUUCUCUUUAUAUAUAUUAUCUUUCUGUGUUUUGUCAAUUGACAGUCUCAAAUUCACUCUGUAAACUUCAUUUGUGAGGCGUUAAAUAAUUACGGCAGUUUUACGAAUAAUUAAUAUAAAAUAUAUAUUGAAUUGAACUUCAUAAGCAGAAAUGUAAACGCGUACAAUUUUACGACUUUUUUAAAUGCAUUUAGCGUUUUAAACAGUGGUUUUAUAUGCACAUAAGAAUAAUAUACGUUUACCGUUGUCUACAGGUUUAGGUUAAAAAUUAUAUAAUCUUUCUUCAGAUAUUUAACUUAAAUUGACUGCACCAGUUUUUAUUUAGUUCGCCUACUUAUUUACUUAUACUAAUGCAUAUGUGUGCAUUUAUAUGGAUUUGUGUUCUACGGAGGAGGUCAAAUAAUGUUUUGUCCUCACUCUAUCGUUGUUGUUUUUUACCCAAAUAUAGCUGAUUUUGGUCUCG
This is a messenger RNA of Schistosoma rodhaini, 7410 nucleotides long. NCBI's taxonomy places the organism in Eukaryota, Metazoa, Platyhelminthes, Trematoda, Strigeidida, Schistosomatidae. The record is from the annotation of a GenBank genome assembly.